Gongylonema pulchrum is the source of this 201-nucleotide messenger RNA. The record is from the annotation of a GenBank genome assembly. Lineage: Eukaryota; Metazoa; Nematoda; Chromadorea; Rhabditida; Gongylonematidae.
AUGGAUGAUGCGUUGCAACGAGUUCGGCAGCGUCGCAAAAAACGAGAUGCCACACGUAUGAUGAUUAGCUUGAUAUCCAUGUAUCUAAUAACAAAUACUCCAAAUUUGCUCAUUACUUUCUGGGAACAUAUUCACAUUGAUUCGCUCAGAGGUGUCGCUGACGGGCUCAUGUACAGGUACUACUCUUUCAAUUGGUCCUAA